Molecule: messenger RNA, 540 nt
Organism: Durusdinium trenchii
Lineage: Eukaryota; Dinophyceae; Suessiales; Symbiodiniaceae
Source: the annotation of a GenBank genome assembly
AUGGACAGAAUGGCUGCUGAUAUGGCAAUAGAGCUGGAAACAAAAUCGAUCACAAUGGUUUCUGUGUGGCCUGGGCUCGUUCAAACUGAGAAGCUCCAAGAUGGGGCCAUUCCAUUUGAGCGGUUGCAACCACGCCGUGGUCUUGCACCAGGCGUUCCGCAAGCAGAUUUCGGGGAGAUGUUCAACACUCCAUUGGCCGAAACACCAUUGUUUGUGGGGCGCACAUUGGCCGCACUAGCGCGUGAUCGCUCUAUGCUGCAGUUCAGUGGAAAGGUGCUUAUCCCUGCAGUGAUGGCUUCGGGCUAUGGGAUCGUAGAUGAGCGGGGGGUGCGCAGCCCUCCUUUUACUUCAGUGAAGUUCAUGGCAUCCUACCUCUUCAAGUCCUUCUUGCAGUACUAUGACCUUUGGAAGGUUCCGGAAGAGCUUUUUGCAAAACACCCACCAGUCUCAGAGAGCAUGAACUUCUACUGGAACAAGCUGCCGGACUUUACCUUUCCCAGCUUUCUUGUGAAGCUGACUGCUGGAGCUCCCAACCUGUAA